Molecule: messenger RNA, 3466 nt
Organism: Electrophorus electricus (electric eel)
Lineage: Eukaryota; Metazoa; Chordata; Actinopteri; Gymnotiformes; Gymnotidae
Gene: trim13
Product: tripartite motif containing 13
Molecular function (GO): zinc ion binding
Source: RefSeq, a predicted model, not a curated record
CUAGGCAUUUAUGUUGUGUCACAGAAAAAAAAGGGUUUUCCAAGUUACGACUGCACACGGUCAUAUACCACCCACUUCUGUUUUGACCUUUGAAAUAAAAUACACCUGUUAUCAUAUGUAUGCGUAUUAAAUAUUCUGGAUCUUAGUGCCUAGACCUGAAACAGUUAAAGUUUCCUAAAUGGAAAGAGCGAAGUCUGCACAGCAACAAGCACCACGAUUGCGUCGCGCAGUGCGCCUUAGCAGCUGGUAAGUGUGUUUUUGGUCCAAUUGCUGAUGUUUUCUGACUGCGGAAUCUGCCACAGCCACCUGUCACCAAUAUCUUGCCGGUCGGACCCUUGCCUUUCCAGACAACAUUAGUAUCUAAAUCGUGGAAAAUCAACGACGUUUCUUCUUGUUCCUAUUUCGAGAAUGUCGAACGGUCCUCCGAUGAUCUUUCAGUAAUGAUCUUUCGCGCGAAAUUAAAAAGGAAGCGACUGUGUACUCUGGAGUUCACAAAACAAACUUAAUCGUCAUUAUUGUUAUGCGCUAUAUAUAGUUGCAGAAGGGAAGACAUACUCUGCUCUUAUACAGGAUUGGGUGACAUGUCAUGUCACAUCAUAUUGUGCGGAUAAAUUAAUAUAUGACGGACUGCCAUCCGAAAUUAUAAAAAUAUUUAGCUGUUAUGUAGCCUAGAUGUAACGUUUUCUCUCAGCGAAGUUAAAAUUCCCUCUGAUUAUUUUCAGCAUGACAUAGGUCUGCCUUCUCAAAUGUAUUAUUUGCGCGUAAUUUAGAGGAUGCUCGACGUGAUAUUGGUCAACUUUGAAUCAGCUAGACUUCAUCGGAGUGAGAUGCCCGAUUCACGAUGGAGCUGCUGGAGGAGGACCUCACAUGCCCGAUAUGCUGCUGUCUUUUCGAAGACCCGCGCGUGCUGCCAUGUUCGCACAGUUUCUGCAGGAAGUGUCUCGAGGGUAUCCUGGAUGGUAAUCGAAACCCUACGUGGAGACCUCCGUUCAAAUGUCCAACUUGUCGUAAGGAGACUGUCCACAACGGCAUUGCCAGUUUGCAAAUCAAUUAUUCUCUGCGGGGCAUCGUGGAGAAGUACAACAAGAUCCGGGUAUUGCCUAGAAUGUCCCUGUGUCAAGAUCACAGUGGACAACCACUGAACAUUUUUUGCGCCACAGACUUGAAAUUAAUCUGUGGCUUUUGCGCCACGACAGGUGACCAUAAGGGACACAAAUUCUGCGCACUAGAGGAGGCGUACGAGCGUGAGAAAACCGCCUUCGAGGAGCUGUUUCGUGGUGUGGAAAGUUGGAGGGGUGCAGAGGUUCUUUCGUGCCUAGAAGCACUAGAGGCAGCAAAGAAAAAAGCACUUCAAAUGGUCUCACGAGACGUUGAUCGGGUCACCGAAUAUUUUGACAAACUGCUCCUCACGCUCGAACACAAACGUAGUGAGAUUUUGUCGGACUUCGAAACUUUGAAACUCGCAGUAAUGCAGACUUUUGAUCCGGAGAUUAAUCAGCUUCGUUCUGUGCUAGAAGAACAGCGGCAUGCACUGAACAUUGCAGAAUCUUUUCGUUCACUAUCCGAACCCCUUGCGUUUCUGCAGCGAAUGCAGGACUUUCGAGAGAAAGUGCGUAUGAUUCGGGAGACACCGUUACCUUCGCGGACGGACUUGGAUGUCGGUCCAAUCGUACCGAAUUUCGACGUGCAAGAAUGGAAUCGCGUGCGUCUUGGAGACAUAGACACGCUGUGCGCCCCUCACGAUAGCAGCGUUUUCCGGUCCCCAGCGACCUCUGCUACUUCGCGUUUUCCCGUAAUAAUGCUGAGAUUUGCAUUGCUAAUGUGUGUGUUCCUGCUUACACUGAUUCUUCCAUCGGACUGUUUCGCUGUGAGCCUCUCCGACAAAGUAGCGGCACUCGGUAGUGUCUCUCUACCGCCUCCCAAGGAGAUGCUACGCUGGCUCGGUCUAUGGUGGAAGGAAGCAGAAGGAGUAUGCUCGUUGUUAACGGAGUUUUGCCGGAACUUUAUUAUGGAGCUGAUUGCCACAACGUCAGAUUUUAUCAGCUGAUUUUAACGAAGGACCUUUACCCUUUACUGUCAUAGGCUGAGGUGCACGGAUCCAUUUAAAGUUUUCAUAAGUAAUGCAAUACAGUAGCGUAGAAUAUCCUGAAAAUACAGACUUAAGUAUUUCAGCAUCUUAUUUUGUGCAUUAAGUUGUAAUGGGACUACCUUAUCGUUUUUCAAAUGCACAUUGAGCUUGUGUGCUAAAAGUAGACUGGUUUUGUCACAGAUGACUGAGAAAUAAUUGUGGAUGGUGAGUUUAAAGCCGGUUAAGUCUCACGAAGCUACAGAUCAAGUUACUUGUCUUAGAACCUUUAAGUAGCCUGUUAUGCAGAGGUUUUUGUGAACUUAUUUUCAGACCCUUUUAAAAAUUAAUUAUCUCCAGGCGUGUCUUCCCUCACUGACGUUAAUUCGCAUGUAGGGAUUCCCCCCAACACAGAUCGCGCCUUCAUUCAGCAUGUCCACUCCAAUCUUUUGUUUUUAUUAUCUCAUGUUACUAGUUUCUAUUUCUACCUUUCCGACUUAGUCGUGAAGGGUGGUACGAUUCAUGUUAGGCUAUUAUUAGAAUACAUACUAAUUUGCGAAGUUACUCGCUCUUAUGAGACUUUAGGUUUAAAAUUCCUGUGAUGCCUCAGUUUCUCCCAACACGGCAAGCUCUCAUCCUGACCGAGAUUCAAGGUUAAAUGUUAUGUAACCGAAUAUCAGAGCUAUUACAGGCGGCAUUCAACGUGGGAAUACAGCCUACCCUGACUAUGCUGUAGCAGAUCAGACUCGUUGCUACUUAAAAUAUUUAACACUGCAGCUGCAACUCUGUAGUAGAUGUAGAUUUGACAAACAAGCUCAGGUUGUUACUUUAUUAUUGAUAUUCCUGCCAUUUUGACUAUACAUCCUAGCUUUCAGGCCCUGAAGUCCCAUAUAUCUCGUCAUUACAUUGGCACAUUUUCUUAUAAAUUCUGAAGUACACUGUCAUAGUUGCACGUAAUUACACCAUUUGAAAUUCUGAUUGACAUCCGUUAAAAUAUUUACGGGUUCUCAGUAUGCACAUGAGCGGUAGUUUCUAUAUAUCGUAAUAAUAUUUUACUUACUCUAAUUCUACUCUCCCACCAUCAAGGAAAUAUUUGGUAACGAUUCCCCUCACCUGUGUAUAUGUACACGGACGGCACUUUAAGAUGUGCGUUAGUGUGGUUGAAUGUGAGAGACUGAAUCUGGAGAAGUACAGAAUUCCCUUCUUUCACUUUCCUCGCCUUUGUUUCUCCAAAACCUGAAUCCAAAGAGACCCCCCCCCCCCCAUAUCUUUAAUAAAUCUAUUCAUGAUGUCAUCGUUGACCAUGGUUCAGUGCUCACGUCACAAACGUAUAUAUUUAGCUGUUGCCAGGCAAAUUCCGAGUGAAAAGUGAAAUUAGUUGUCCCCCACCCCACCCCCACA